AUUCUGUCGUCCUAUUCUUUACUUCCCCCCUCUUCAUGGUUUUGAAGUGAUUUUUUGGCUUCUUUAUCACUCUGAAAACACGUGUACUCUCACAACCAAAAUGCUCCCAAUAAUGAGGCUAGAAUCUCUCAACGAUUUCCUUGUCCCGAAGCCCCGGUAAACAAAGCACCGAAAUCACCAUAGCCUUAGAAAUCUAUUUGCUUUGGGAUAUCAAAGUUGGUAAACUUUCACAAAGUCAAUGCACCGACUGUUUUGUUCCUGCUCUGUGGAUCUGAUUAAAGUCUCUCCCAGCUCACUUGCAGUUCGGUUUUGAAUAAUGCUGAAGGAGAGAUUUUGGUCGUCAUUGCUUAGAAAGAACAGGUCGGGAAGCUAUGCACGUAUUCUUUCGAAGAAUUAAAUUGAUCAAUGCCAGGAAAGAACAACCUAUGAACUCAGAGAGGGAUAACAUCCACGCCUUCAAUCUUCAAGUCCUUUUCUUAUUACCCCACUCCGAAAUCCCCCAUCCAGGCUCCUCUCUCUCUCUCUCUCUCUCUCUAAGAUACGUGGUUGAUUAGCUUGUUAAGGAUUAAUAGGGAUGAGAAAAUGGUGAACAAGGAGGUGGGAUGUCAUGCAUGGGACUUGGCCCGUAUUUAUUGUUUAAAAGUUUCAGAAGGAGAAUGAUUUAUUCGUUCUUUUUAGAAAUUGCUUUCAUUUAUUUUUGCCGAACCUUAUUAUUUGUUCCUCUGCUUUUUCAUCAGAACCGAACAAGUAUAUUUUUGUCUCUUACAGACAACAUUGCAACCGGUUGGUUGGAAUAUUCCGGACUAAGUAUUUGAGUAUUCUAUUAGGUAGGUUCUUAAAGUAUUGGCUGCAUUUGACUCUAUCAAUGCAAUUUUUUGGCGCAGAAUAUGCCUCAAGACAGUCUGAGAUUAGCCGUUUAUAGAUCAUUUGUCACAUGUCAUGAUCCAAAAGGAUUUGUAGAUUGUAAAACAAUUAGAAGAUCAAGGAAAAGUUCUCAGGAAAUGGACCACAAGAUCGAAAGCCAAAGAACACCAAAGAACUCAAAUACGUCUAUGGCAUAUAAGGCAGAGAAAGGGGAGGUGCUCUCUAAAGGGUUGAAAGAAGAAGUUCACGGUCCCUCUUCCUUUCAACUCAUGGAGGUCUCCAGAGGAGCUCAGAAGCUAAACCAGAUGAUUGACAUGUGGUCUAAAGGAGUGAAAUUUAAUGGGCAGUCUAAAGUUAUUGCAAAAGACUUGUUGAAAAGUUCUCUUGAUCUGCAGGAGUCCCUAAUCGUGCUAGGAAAGUUGCAAGAAGCUUCAGAUUACAUGGUUCAGUUAAAAAAGAAGCAGAAGUCAGAAAGUAGAAGAAUAGAUGAAGUGGGGAAUGAGAGAACAUAUUCUAGGCAAUAUGAGGAUCAAAAUACAUCCAUAGCAUACAAGGCAGAGGAAGGGGAAAUGCUCUCAAAAGGGUUGACGGAAGAAGUUCAUAAUCCAUCUUCCUUUCAACUGUUGGAGGUCUCCAGAGGCGCUCAGAAGCUGACCCAGAUGAUUGACUCAUGGUCCAAAGGAGUAACAUUUGAUGGGCAUUCCGAAGAUAUUGCAAAAGAUUUGUUGAAUGGAGCUCUUGAUCUGCAGAAGUCUCUAAUCGUGCUAGGAAAGUUGCAGGAAGCUUCAGAUUAUAUGGCCAAGUUAAAAAGGCAGAAUGAGAAGUCAGAAAGGAGAAGAAUUGAUGAAGUGGGGGUUGAGAGAACAUAUUCUAGUCAACUUGAGGAUCACAUUUUCUCAAUGGAACUUCAAAAGCCCCGACUUUCUGUUAAUGGCUGUUCCAGGAAUCACAUUGAGGAGCUUAAGAAAGUGAUUGUUGACAGCCUUGCUAGGCAGAAUCUAUUGCCAAACCCAACCUCUAAAGAAACAGAUUUUCUUCACAAAAGAUGUUUGGACUCAGCUUCAGAAACCCCUUCGAUAAGCUCGAACAAGUCUUUGAUGGUUCAUGCAAGUGAUAUUGAUUCCACUGACUCCUUUCUUUCAUCAACAGACCCACAGAGCAUGACAAAAGCCCCUAAUUUGAUUGCCAAGCUUAUGGGUCUCGAAGAACCCCCUUCAAAAUCAAUGCAGGCCACCCUACAGAAACAUUCAGAGAGUGAAAGAAUUUCAAAUCAGCAAAGGCCUAUGUUUGACAUCGAUAUGCCAAAGGGAAGGAAGCCCCUAUAUACGGCACAGAAUGUGGAUCCAGAGCGGAGGAAUCUGAAGAAAAUACUUGAAACCAUGGAAUAUAAAGGACUUCUGAAGAGCAUUCCUGCCAGGGAUCUUAAGCCUCAUUCCUACCAUUCCAGUUAUUUCAAUUCCAAACAAAGGUUGAUUGAUGAGAUGCCCCCCAUUGUUCUUAUUAAGCCUAUGCGUGUCCCAUGUCAAUUGGAGAAUUACGACACACCAGUGCUUCGGGAAGGUGAAUCUUUGAACACUAAAGAGACUCUCCCAAAACUAAAAGUAAAAGAAGCGCUUCCUUCCAAAACUCACAAAGAAGGGGCUUUGAGUUCAAAGAAAAUACGUUCCAAAAUGGAUGCAGCAGAGACGCCAUUCAAAAUGCAUAACUUACAAGGAGCUAAGGAUCAUAAAGUAGUCAGGAAAACAGAAGAGAAAGAAGUCAAGCCUAAAGAAAAGGCUUCAAAUAAGCUGAAAGCUGCUGGUCCUGCAGCUCACGAACGGCAGAAAAAAGAGUCAAUUGACAAGGCAACUGGUAAGAUUCAAAAAGUUGCUGCUGCCAGCAGGGGACUACUGGGGAUGGAAAAUGUGACAGCUAAAAUUGUCCCAAGAUCUGAAGUUCAUGCCAAGGUGACCUCUAUAAAGCUGAAAAAGCCUGAAAAUGGAUCCAACCUCAUAAACAACCAGGCUCCCAGGCAACCAAGUACUACCAAAAAGACCAUCUCAAGACACGCAACAAAAACUCUCAUUGCUAAUUCCUCUGAUCAGAAAAGGAAUCAGAUGAAGAAGACGAAGCCCGUAAGGGAGCCUAUUGAAGCUAAAUCCAUUAUCGAAAAUUCCAGAUCCAAAGAAGAUGACAAGAUGAUCAAUCUUAAUAGUGAACACUGCUCUCCUCUGAUGAGAACUAACACUGCUCUUGUGGAUAAACUCCCCAUGGAGGAGGAAAAGGAAGUCACUGAAUCCCAUUUUGAAGAGCAUUGCAGUAUUAGCCAGAGUUCUCUUUCUGAAGUCACACCAUCAAGCCCCGAACAUGAAAGGGAUGAUAAAACUACUGCAGUGGAAGUUUACAAUCACAUCUUUCAUGGUAGAACAGAUAUCAAAAGCUCUAUAACUGGAAGUAAUCUUAGAGCGUUGCUCUUGAGCAGUCCAUCAUUCCUCAGUCGAGUGGAGGAGCUUUUUGAUCUCAAUGAGAGUAGUUCUGCAAUUUUACGAAUACCUGACAUCGAUGAUUCGAUAGUAGCCAAUCAUCGACUCUUUUUAGAAUGUGCAAAUGAACUCAUUGAACGCAAAGGCCUUCGAGUGUCACAGGCAGUCCAUCAUUCGUUACUGAUGCGUGUGGGCCAAUUCAGAGCAUGCAUAUCAAUAGACAAGUUAGUGGAGGAAGUUUGUAAUGGUGUUGAAAAUCUGAGAAGCUACAGAAAGCUUACUGGUGGCAGUCUUUCUGUAGACAGUCUUUUUGCAAUAUUGGGAAGAGAUAUAAACUGCAAUGGAGUGGAAAAUGGAAUUUGGGAGUUGGGUUGGGAGCAUGGAAUCUCUGUGGAUUAUGCAGAGCAAGUGGUAAAUGAGAUAGAGACGCUAGUUUUCAGUGGGUUGAUUGAGGAGGUCCUUACAUAGAUUGUAAAUCGGUGUAUUAUAAAUAUUUGUUUGGAUACAUAGGUUUGAGAGGCCAAUCAGCUUUUUGUAUAUACAAUGAUGCAAUGCUAAAUACAAGACAGGAGAGCCGAAACUGUUAACCCUAGUGCCACAAGGCUAUAAUCAUUUCCGAAUGUCUUGUUUGUAAGCAAUCAAAUGAAUAUCUUCUAACAAAUGAACUGUAACUUUGAAUUCUGGCAGUUGAGUGGAUAUAGGGUCUCUGGAUUGUGCAGAUCAUUUUAAUUCAUUCUGUUCUCAGUAAGUACAAAUGUAUUUGAAUUCAGAUUUUCUUCACGUUAGAGGAAUACUUGUCUAGGAAUAUCCCCAGGAUAAAAAAUAAAAAAAUAAAAAAUAAAAAAAAAAAGAAAAGAAAAAGAAAAG
Carya illinoinensis is the source of this 4193-nucleotide messenger RNA. RefSeq lists its product as uncharacterized. NCBI's taxonomy places the organism in Eukaryota, Viridiplantae, Streptophyta, Magnoliopsida, Fagales, Juglandaceae. The record is from RefSeq and is a predicted model, not a curated record. The coding region runs from base 888 to 3794 and encodes 968 amino acids. The transcript is spliced from 6 exons.